AUGUCAUUCGCCCCGCCUCCUGGGCCUCCGCCUCCAUCUGUGCCGGAAGGAUGGAAGGCUCAAUUUGAGCCCCGGUAUGAGCAAUGGUUUUUUGUAAACCUGCGCACUGGCAAAUCCCAAUGGGAACGUCCCGAGACCAGUCCCUCAGAAGAAGAAAAGUUGCACGGGGCCCCGAGUGAGCCGCCGCCGUCUUACGAUGACUCGGCACCGGGCGGAGACCCCUCUGCAACGGUUCCUAAGGUGGAUGAGAAGAAGUCGCUGGGAUCUAAUAACCCGUACAACCAGACGGGGCCGGGAAACAGCACUCUGGAUAGCGACGCUCGCCUAGCCGCUCGACUACAGGCCGAAGAGGAGGCGCAGGCCAGGGCCAACAGCCCCGGUAACCAAGACCCCGGCGCCGCGGCGGACUACUACGCGGAAGCUUCGCGGCCACUGUCAUCAAGCCACCGGGGCUCUGCGGCGUCAACGCCCGUGCAGAACACUGCACCGGAACAGAAGUCGCGCAGCAGAGGGUUCCUGAGUAAGUUGAUGGGGAAGACCUCCGGUGGUGCGGGUGGCAGUGGCGCCGGGUUUGGAAGACCCCCUCCAUCCAUGCCCUACCAGCAGCAGCAGCAGCAGCCGGUAUAUGGCUAUCCCCAAGGAGGAUACCAUGGUGGCUACUCGCCCCAGCCCGUCGGAUAUGGAUACCCAGGGUAUCCGCCGCAGGGAGGCUAUUAUCCCCCUGCGAUGCAACAGCAACCGCCGCGCCGAUCGGGAAUGGGGAUGGGAACUGCGGGUGCUGCGGCAUUGGGUGUGGGUGGAGGGUUGAUUGGCGGUGCUUUACUAGCAGAUGCAAUCGAGGAUCAUCACGAUUAUGACGAUUAUGGCGGUGGCGAUGACUAUGGCGGCGGUGAUGACUUUGGAGGCGGCGACUUCUAA
Molecule: messenger RNA, 918 nt
Organism: Aspergillus melleus
Lineage: Eukaryota; Fungi; Ascomycota; Eurotiomycetes; Eurotiales; Aspergillaceae
Product: WW domain-containing protein
Exons: 2
Coding region: 1-918 (305 amino acids)
Molecular function (GO): protein binding
Source: RefSeq, a predicted model, not a curated record